AUGGCGACUCCGCCUCCCGAGGCCCCUCCUGUCCCAAAGGAGGACAAGCCACAGCUCCCUCCGUCGCCCACUGGCCCUUCGGCGCCUGAUGUCGCACCUACCAGUGUGCAAGAUGCAGUAGCUCUCAAAACCGAUAGCCCCGCCGACCCCGAGGCCAAAUCUCCUGCGCUGAAUGGCCACGGCCCCGCGCCAUCGAUUACCAACGGCACAAGCACCGCUGCAUCCCCUCCUAAAUCCCCCGCCCCUGCAUCUGCCGACCAGACCCCGCCUGUGACCCAAGACAAGACACCUGCUGCCGAAUCUGCCACUCCCGUGGAGACCCAGCAGACCGGUGCUAAGGACUCAGUACAGUCUCAGGAAUCAGCUCCUACAGCUCCUCCUUCCGCAGCUGUCGCAGAUACCGAGAAGCCCGCUUCCCCCACACCACAGGAUCCAGUUGCUGCGCCCACCACUAUUGCAGCGGCUGAUGGCGCGAGUGACAAAAUGGCCGUUGAUACCCCACAGAGUGUCUCAACUGCCGUGAAGACGGAACUUCCUCACCAUCCUACCCCAGACCUCGCCCAUCCAUCUCUCCCAGCUCCGGCUGCCGCUGACCAGGAGAUGAGGGAUGCUCCGGAAGCUCCGAUGUCUCCUUCCAAAAUCUCCAGACAACGUGAAGCGGACCUCAGUGAGGAGCCAGCUGCCAAGCGCACCAAGGUUGAUGGCGAGGACUCUGGACCGGUGGAGUCCAAGGCCCCCGACUUCCACGCUCCAGCCACUGAAACCCAAGCCCCUACCGACCAUCAAGUUCGUACUUACACCGGCCAAGAUGGACUCACCAAGAUGCAACACAGAUUUAUCUCAAAGACUCUCACCAACCUUAAGCGUCUGCAUGACUCGCGCUUCUACCGGGAGCCUGUGGAUCCUAUCAAAUUGAACAUUCCACAGUAUCACACCAUUAUCACUCAACCCAUGGACCUGCAAACUAUGGACAGGAAAUUGAAGACCAACCAAUAUUCGUCCCCCCAGGCUGUCCUGGACGACUUUGCUCUCAUGGUCCAAAACACAACCAUCUUCAACGGCCCUGAACACCUGGUCACUCAAGAGGGUAUCAAGCUGAAGGGGACUUUUGAGAAGAUCAUGACCAAUUGCCCCAAGCCCGAAGAUGUGGAAGAAAAGAAGCCGAAAAAGCCCACUGAGAAGACCUCGGCCGCCCGCCGGGAGCCUCGGACUUCGUUGGGAAGCUCGACCAAGGCUGCUUCUCCCCAGGCUCAGACCUUUGCGCUGGGACCGGAGGGACUGCCUGUCAUUCGUCGUGAUUCUUCAAACCCUGAUGGCCGCCCAAAGCGUUCGAUCCACCCCCCGAAGCGCGAUUUGCCAUACUCAACCAAGCCCAAGAAGAAGAAGUUCCAGUGGGAGCUACGUUUCUGCCAGGAAGUUGUGGAUGAGCUGUACAAGCAAAAGCACUACAACUGGGUCAUGCCGUUCUACUAUCCCGUCGACCCAGUUGCUUUGAACAUCCCUACCUACCACAGCGUGAUCAAAAAACCAAUGGACCUGUCUACCGUUCAGUCCAAGCUGAAGACUGGUCAAUACGAGAACGCCAAGGAGUUUGAAACCGAUGUUCGCCUCAUCUUUAAGAAUUGCUUCCGGUUCAACAUUCCAGGUGAUCCCACCUAUGUGUGUGGCCAGAGAGCCGAAGAGAUUUUCAACCAGAAGUGGGCUCAGAAGUCCGACUACCUCGAUGCGCAUGAACCACACCCGGAGCAGAACAGCGACUACUCUGAUGAGGACAGUGACGAAGAUGCAGAAGAGAGCGAGGAAGACGAUGAGAAACUCACUUUGCUCCAGAAGCAGAUUGCUGAGAUGUCCCGCCAGGUUGAGGCUAUUACCAAUAAGAAGAAGAAGACCCCUCCGUCGUCCAAGAAGGCUGGAAAGUCGAAGUCAUCUAAGAAGGAUUCUCGGAAGAGCGCUUCCGGGAAGAGGGACAAGAAGAGCAAGAGCUCUAAGCCCGAACGGACCCGCCCUGUCACCUACGCCGAAAAGCAGCUCAUCUCCCAGGGUAUCAGUAGCCUUCCGGACAAGAAGAUGCAGGAUGCCUUGCAGCUCAUCCAGAACAAUGUCCCUCAACUCAAGGGUACCAAUGAAGCCGAGAUUGAGCUAGACAUUGAUGAGCUCCCUAACAACGUCCUGUUUCUGCUGCUUGCCUUCGUCAAGAAGAACGUGGCUGGUCUCGGGGAUGACCUCGAAGAGGAGUACACUCCUGCCAGCAGCACCGUUGCGCAGCCCAAGCCCAAGAAGAACAAGCCUAUGAGCAAGUUUGAGCAGGAGGCUCAGAUCAACAUGCUCCAGAACAACCUUUCCCGCUUCCAGGGUGGCGGUGGCCACUCCCCGGAGCCAAUGCCUUCGGUUGAACACAAUGAAAGCAGCGAAGAUGACUCGGACUCCUCCGAGGAAGAGAGCGAGGAGGAGUAG
Penicillium canescens is the source of this 2454-nucleotide messenger RNA. RefSeq names its product putative transcription regulator BDF1. Gene Ontology annotation, cellular component: nucleus; chromatin. The record is from RefSeq and is a predicted model, not a curated record. The transcript has 3 exons. Gene Ontology annotation, biological process: chromatin remodeling; regulation of DNA-templated transcription. Lineage: Eukaryota; Fungi; Ascomycota; Eurotiomycetes; Eurotiales; Aspergillaceae. Bases 1 to 2454 code for a protein of 817 amino acids.